Messenger RNA from Botrytis cinerea B05.10, 5965 nucleotides. RefSeq lists its product as hypothetical. Bases 1863 to 5174 code for a protein of 1103 amino acids. The record is from RefSeq and is a predicted model, not a curated record. The transcript has 4 exons. Lineage: Eukaryota; Fungi; Ascomycota; Leotiomycetes; Helotiales; Sclerotiniaceae.
GUCCGAACAGGUGACCAGGGAGCAAGGUGCGAGAAGGUUGAACGCGCAAGCAAACGCGUCUGGAAUUGAAAAUUUACUCUUCAAUUCUUCUCUGUUUUGUUUGAGGGUAUCGACAACAACAUAUCAAAGCAUGACAUUGACAUCUUCAUUUCUCAUCUGGAAAGAGAAUUGAGCGUUUUCGGCUUGUACCUAAGUAUUCCGUCUUUUCCUUCAUCUCAGAAACCCUCAUUUUCCCGCUCAACUUGUACUUGGCUUUAGAUGUGAGUAGUGGCACCUCGUCAUAUUCUUGGUUGUGAUAUUGCUUGAAAGCCGAUUUGUUCUUCCGUGUUUUGGGUAGGAUGCCCAGGUAGGUAGCUAGGGAGGUAUUGACGCGGUGAAUCAAAGCAUCUCCGCAAGUAUCUUCUUGUAUGUAGAGGAUGGCUUCACACUUGAUUUAUAUACAUCACGAGAAUAUACACAUCAGUCGGGCAUGCGAAAGACUUGAUGGAGGAAAUAAUUAUCUGGAAAGCACAACCAUCAAGAAGAUAUUCGAAUCAUAAAUCAAUCAAGGAAGCAAGCAAGCAAGCCAGCAAGCAAAAAGUUUACGUAGUGGUGACCACGAGGAACCAUCCCAUUCAAUACUCUGCCAUCAGGUGAUUCUUCCACCAAUCUCCCCCUUCAUCUUCAAUCUCCAUAUCGUUGGUGAGAACUCGUUUCUAUUCACGCAUGGGCAGAAAGGAUAUACACAUACAGAUCCACAUCCGCAUACACACACAGAUAUACACACACACACACACACAUACAUACAUACAUACAUUCAUUCAUACAUACAUACAUACAUACAUACACAUCUUCAUCCCCUUAGCCGCCAGUUGUGAAAACUAACCGCCCACCUCAUGCUACAGUAUACUACUACCCAAAUCGUUCACAACCAAGGAAGGGCAAACACAUCUACUAUAAUUAGUCAAAGGGUAGCUUUUCCGUCGAUUAAUUAAAACCUUGUUAAGCAACUUAAAGCAAAGACAGCAAAGACGAUUUCACGACUCGUUUGAAAACGGGGAAUCAAAUCCUUUCUCUUCUGUUCCCUCCUCUUUUUCUCUCUCUUUCAACUCGACAUUCGAUCCGAAUCCAUGCAUUAAUCUUUCUUGAGGUUAUCAUCAUUUGCCUUUGGUUUAUCCUCCCAACGACAUUGAUUACCAUAGUCCGGCCUUGGACUUUCGCAAAACACAGACUUGUGCAUCGAUGAGUUGCGUUGCCUGUACAGUCUAUCAGUCCACCAGUCUGUCCGUCCGUCCGUCCGUCAGUCAGUCAGUCAGUCCAUCAGUCAGUCAAUCCAUCCCUCAGUCAGUCAGUUGAACAUUUUCGAAAAGUGGCGGCACCACCGAGGCUGAGGAUCGGAGGAUCGGUCAAGAAAGGAAAGGGAAAAAAAGGUUUCGGGCUAAAAUCACUGGGCAGCCAAAAAUUGAACAACUACGACCACAACCAAUUUUAGCUCCAGACUCUCGAUACGGUGGUCCUUAAAGAAUCUCAUCUCACAAUCCCCCCAAUUCCAAUUCCUCCCACCUCUUCAAAUAAUUCGAGAAAUCAUACAACAACAACAUCAUCCACAAUCCACCACGACAACCACACAUCGGCGAAAAAAGCCUUCCCUUCCCAAUAAUUAUACCUGUCGCCACCAAGCUUCAUUUGAUUUCCAGCAAAUAUAAUCACCCGUGGCAGAAAUUAUUGUAUGGAUUCGCCGAUUCUGUGGAUGAACAUUACACAUUGUCAUUGAUUCCGGGUGGGGACAAAGCGAUUCGACAUCCUCAACACCAUCGAUUGAAUUUCGCCCAUCCCUCCUUCACGACCCAUCUGUUGAUACGAGGCAUACACUCAAUCAUAAUAUGAGUGCUCCUCCUAUAUCGUCUCUCGCAUCGGGCGAUACGGGUGUCGAUCUCGAAGCUGCAUUCAAAGAGUCGCUCGGUAUCGCUCGAGACGUUGUCAAGGGAGUGUUAUUAAAGUCUCUUCGUGUGUCAUUCGAAGGUCACAAUAUUAGUUUCCCAGCUCAGCAAAUACUUUCUGGUGAUGAGACAUAUAAUACUCUUCUUGCCCUGCGAGAUUUAGAUUCACCCGCAGGCAUGAUGAUAGACAGUGAUGUUAUUCAGCUUCCAUAUUCCGGAAAUACCAUCAGUUCAACUUCUCAAUCGUCUACGAUGGGCGGUCAAAUGAAUCAAAUGUCCUUCUCACCCUUGACUACGAGCAAUCUCAACUCUCACACUCGUCCUGGAAAUCCAUUACAGCAACAACCAUUCAAUAAUUCCAAUCAUCGACCACAAUCUUCUUUUAAUGCCACCCAAAGUCAAACCGAACUUCCACAACUUUCCAAUUUAUUACGAACAGUGAACACAAACAACUACACUCAACAACAAACUUACCCCUCCAACAAUAACUCGUAUUCACUCUCUUCGAACCAACCUCUACGCCCUCAACUGCAACAACACAUCUCUGCCACUAAAUACCCCCAAAAUAUGGACGACCUUUUCUCCCGAUCUGAUUCAGUCCUGGCCUCGCAAAUUCCCGCAAAUCGAAGCAACUAUCAACAGCAGAUGAUUGCUCGAUUGCAGAAAGAUUCUCGAACUUUAGCAAAUCAAUCCUAUUCAAGCUACGGUGGACAGGGCCCAAUUCCUAAUCUAGAAAGAUCGAGUUCGAGCAAUUCAGUUUUGUCCAGUUCAUCUUUACCAACUUUGGCUCCUGCGCAAAAACUUCCACAAACCGAAAAUCUACUUGUUGUAGAAUCUCGAUCGAGUACGCAAAGUCGGUCAGAAACGCCCAUGGACUUGGAAAUGACUAAAGCUACCAACAUGAGGAAGCGCAAGAUACAAACAGACGAGCAGAAGGCCGCCGCGAAGAAGGCAAGGCUAUUGAAGGUUUCUGGAAAGGCCGAAAAUGCUGAAAAGAUAAAUAAAUUGGAGGUAGCAAAGAAGAAGGAACUUACAAUACCAGCCGACGUUGUCAUCCGCAUUCUCGAAUUUUGCCCUCCUAUAUUUCUCCGAAAAGCUCGUACUAUCUGUCACAGCUGGAACAAGUGGGUUAAUGGGUUGCAAUCUAUCCAUAUAAAUUGCCGCAGAGAAAACUAUGGUUACAACUUGCCUGAUGAGAUUCCAGGUCUAUCGGCAAUGCAAUAUGUUGAUCUUCUGGGAGGAAAAGGUUGCAUGGAACCUGGUUGUAAGAACAAAGAUGCAAGCAGAACACAUUGGGCUUGGAAAAAGAGGUGGUGUCUCAACUGUUGGAAGGGAAAGAUUGAGAGAGAAGAUCGAAUCCAGAAACAUCGCCAGCUCAAGUAUUCCCUCCCUGUCAUUGACAAACUGCUGGCAUGCAUUCCAGUCAGCAUGUACGACUCUUUUGGUAAACCUCAUGAUUACGUCGAAGAAGGAGACCCUGGAGCAAUUCAAACGUCAACGCACAGACUAUACAAAUACUACUUGAUUGCCGACGUCGAAAACAUCAUAAAGGAAUAUGAAGCACUCACACCCGAUCCAUAUCGUGAGGAUCCUACACAUAACGAUGCGCAGAAAGCCACCGCCCGCCAGAUUUGGGAGGAGAAGAUGGAAAAGUUAGAAGAAGAUCGUGAUGCCUUCUUCGAAGCGAAAAAGGCUAAGAACGCAAAGGUCAUGCAACUCGUUUUACAAGUCGAAGCAGCAGUCCGUGAGAAGAGGGCAAAAGGUCGCAAGCCGAAUGAUGCUAACCGCGAAAGCCGGAGAAUCCUCUUCUCCACACUUGCGAAGCGUGACCUUCCAGAUAUUCCAGAGGACUUUAUCGCCAACAGCAAGCCAUUCAAAGCAGCCGUUAGAAUUUUCAGAGAUGGUGGCUCAGAACGAGGUUGGAGAGCUUUGAAGCCGAAGAUUCAAGCAGUCUACCAGCAGGAGCAAUCGAGAAGGACUGACCAACAAGCCAUCGUUCCUGCACAAGACGUACCAAGCCGGGGUAAUUUAGACGAAGACUUUCAAAUGACUGGGCAAGAUCUCGAAAACUUUGAGCAAGCUAACGAUGCUCUCCGACAAAUUGGCAAUCAAGGUCUGCAACAAAACACACAACAAAGUCAACUGGAAAGAUAUCAAAUCCCCACAUCAGUUACAAAUAAUAGGUCGUCUCUUGCAAUGAUUCAUGCUGGUUCAUUUGAUUCUGGCAAGGGCGCUAUGGCUACAACGUUACGACCAUUGAACAAUCCAACAAUGUCAUUUCCAGGUGGUCUUCCGCUCCCCAAUGACUCUUUGCUCAACACUUCUCAUAACAAUGCCGGUCCUUCUGUCAAUUCAUUGAGCAACAUUUCUCACAACAGUGGCUUUUCUGCCAGCUCAUUGGGUCGCCUCUCUGGAAUCAACAAUGGCUCUUUGAUAGGCUCAACGAGCAUGUCUUCUCGCAGCAAUAACGGAUUUCCUGCCAGCUCAAUGAACUCUCUUACUCAAAAUCACAGUUCCAUGAUAUCGUCUAACAGCGCUUAUGGAAACAGUGGGCUUCCUGCCAGUGCAAUGUCAAUUCUAUCUCAGAACAUGGGUUCAUCGAGCAGUGCUUCCCGCAACAUUUCAAUGGCCCCUCUUCCUCAAAACGGCAACAACUCUUUCAUGGGUUCAUCGAACAAUGGUCCCCACAGCGCAAAUAACAAUCUCACCAAUUCCAUGGCCUCUCGGUCUCAAAACAUGAACAACUCCUCCAUGGGUCUGUUGAGUAACAGUUCUCGUGGCACUCAAAACAACAAUGGUGAUUUCAUGAAAAGUGCUUCUUACAGCAACAACAACUUUUCUGCAAAUCCAAUGGCUUCCCUGUCUCAGAACAUUAAUAGCGCCAAUGCUAGUUCACCAGAAGACUUUUUUAAGAUGAAUCCUUAUGGUACUUCGAACCAAAUGUCUCAGAGCAAUAAUGUAUCCUCUGCCAAUGCCCUGGGCGACUUUUCUAGCCACUCUACCUACAAUAAUGCUAUUAAUUCUGGCUCUUCGAAUCAUCUUACCCAAUGCAAUAAUACUUCGUCGCUCUUACCUCCUCCUCACCUGAGUUACGCCUCUCAAAAUAACAACGCUUCUUCUGUCAACCCAUCGAACCAGGUUUACCAGAACAAUGGCAGCUCAUCCAAUUCAUCAAACCCGGGAUCAUCUACAACUUCACGAAGUGCUAUGGCUAUCUCCUCAAUUCUCACGGGGACCCAACCUCAUGGAAAUUGAGCUGAUAAUCUCCAAAGGACAAUCAAUUUAUUGCACUUUGCGAGAAUAUCCUCAUUAAAUAUACAUUUCAUAUCACAAUCUAUUUCUUUUUCUUGCAUUUUUUUUUCUUCUUUUUCAUAAACAUUGGCGCAAAGGAAAGCGCAAUACCCUAUAAUGAAAAACGGCUACUAUCAGGAGUUUAUCAUUUGCAAUUGAGGCAGGGUCGGGUGGAUGCAUAUAAGGGUUAUGAGGUUUCAUGGAUGCGUACCAUGUGGUGGCGUCUUAGAGGCUGGUUUUUAUUCAAUUGCCUUCAAAUGACAUGGUGAAUUGGGCAUCACAAGAAACGUAUAGUUGGCGAUGGGGAGUUUUAGCGGCAUAUGGAUACUAGCCAUUGAUUUUCUCCGGUAUCUUUUUUCCUUUCACUUGUUCAUUCUUACAAUUUCAGUUCUCGUUGCAGAUGGUACGGGAUGGCACGCUGAACAAUUGUGAAAUGGGGCUUCUCUUGUUCCACGAAAAUGCCAUUCAAUGAGAGGAAAGAACGACAGGAUAGAAGAUCAAUCGGAUGUAAUUUAAGAGAUUUGAGCGAACUGAGCGGUUAUGCGUUGAUGAAUGACAUGGGGUGGAACGGAUUAGUGGGCUUGUUUCCUGGACUUACUUUUAGCAUGAUACAUAUAUUAUACCACCAAGCACACAUAUACACACUGGAAUUCUGAUUCUCUCAGCCCUACGAAUCCUGAUUUGAUCUCGGGUGGGCAAGUUAGCGUAAUCAUUAUUCUAUUGAUAAUUAAUCUCAUCUAAUUGAAUAUGAUUCA